Molecule: messenger RNA, 765 nt
Organism: Aspergillus niger
Lineage: Eukaryota; Fungi; Ascomycota; Eurotiomycetes; Eurotiales; Aspergillaceae
Exons: 5
Coding region: 1-765 (254 amino acids)
Source: RefSeq, a predicted model, not a curated record
AUGGGCAGAAAGGUGGCUUUCACUGGGUUUGAUCUGAGGUGUAUGGGUUGCCCAAACCAUACCAGAUCAAUGAUCGUAGACUUCUCAGAGAAAACCAUGAUGCAUCUAUCAAAAAUCAAAGGCCGCUCUGGCCGUGAAGAGCGCAAUUGGAGCUGUGGGAAGUAUUGCGUCUACAUUGCACGGCACAUCAGGAGACCUCGGCUUGGUCCCUCUAAGAUCUCUAUUCAACAAGUCCACAGCUCGUUAGGAGCUAGCCAGGUUCACGCUCUCGAGAUACAUAUUCGAUCAAGGUGUUUUGCUCCGUGUCUGGCUGGAACGAGAGAUUACGACCAAGUCCCUGCAAUUUGGCCUCUCGGAAAAACCGGCAAUAAUGACUGGGAAUUUGGCAGGCCCACGUGGGCCAUGAGCAGUGCCAUUGUGAUGUCUCGUCUCAUGCGUGUUAACAAACAUUAUCAGUCUCUUGGUUACCAAUCGGAAUGGGAUACACCGGGAAAUGAAGAGGUCUUCCAAAUAUCCCGCAACAAUGGCGGAGUUAUCGUCCGAUUCAAUGAUCUGCGACAGUCAAAGUUCAGUCUGAUGGCGGGCGAACAUCUAUCGAAAACAGUUGGGUGGGGCGGUAUCCGCGUUGAGGCCUCAAACAUCAUUCCGAGCUACACCAUUAGGGCAAAGGCUGCGGUCCGACCACUGAACGCCCGGGGCUCAAAAUUGGGUCGCCCGAACGGAUCCCCACUGCAGACCAUCAUGAAACAACGGAGCAAGCCCUAA